Messenger RNA from Hyla sarda, 3520 nucleotides. RefSeq names its product epithelial stromal interaction 1 (gene EPSTI1). The record is from RefSeq and is a predicted model, not a curated record. NCBI's taxonomy places the organism in Eukaryota, Metazoa, Chordata, Amphibia, Anura, Hylidae. The coding region runs from base 57 to 1295 and encodes 412 amino acids. The transcript has 16 exons.
ACCAGUUACUGUCACUUGUAUAACUCUUUUACAAGAGGAUAAGAAGGCAGCACAAUAUGUAUGGACAAAGUGGAUAUGGCAGGGGCAGAAAUGAGCGCAGAAUUCAAAACAAUUACCAGUCUCAGAGAAAUGACAACACUGGUGAAGAUUUCAGAACUGGAAUGGAGGGGCAGCAGCGGAAUCCAGACCCUCAACAGGACACCAUAAUACAACAGCCAGCUCCACAGGCUCCUCAAGAGUCUCAGUACUCAAGUUCCCACCGAGUUAUUCAACCAGAUCCAACAAAGAGAGAAAAACUCCUUUCAUCGGCAAGAAAAGAGGAAGAGGAAUAUGAGCGCUUCAAGGAAUCUAGAAGACUGGGACCUAUAUAUCUUACUCCUCAGAAAUUGGGUGGUCAAACAUCAGAAUCAGAAGCACGAAAGCAGCAGCAAGUAACACAAGCUCAGUCCAAGCAUCAAAAAAUGAUCCAGCGAGAAGAAUACCGAAAAAAACUAAAGGAGGAGGAAGAGGCCAAGAUACAAAAGAUGAAAGACAUUCAAAGAAAAAAGGCUGAAAAGCUAGAAGAGAAAAGACAACAACAGGAUAUGGAGAGAAGGCACAGAUGGCAUGAAGACAGAGGCAUGCGAAACAAUGCAUUUCUGGAUCAGCUACAACCUGUACACCAUCCAUAUAACAAUCCCUUUGGGCAGACAACUAAAUGGGGAAAGGACCAGGCUGUUAAACAAGAGCAGACAAUGCAGAAGAUGAGAGAAAUGGAUAGUGAAGAUGAAUGGCCAUACAGAGCUGUUAAUCAGGACCAGGACGAGGACUGGAUGCUUCAGCAAGCACUUAAAGAUUCACUUUUAACAGGAAAGGACCAGGCUGUUAAACAAGAGCAGACAAUGCAGAAGAUGAGAGAAAUGGAUAGUGAAGAUGAAUGGCCAUACAGAGCUGUUAAUCAGGACGAGGACGAGGACUGGAUGCUUCAGCAAGCACUUAAAGAUUCACUUUUAACGCACAAAACUGAAGAGGAAACUAGAGUUCAGGAAAUGAAAAAGUCUCAGCACAAGCAGCGUAUGUUACAGCCAAUACAGCAGACUUAUAAACAACAGCAAAAGGAAGAAGAGGAAAAAAGACUGAAAGAAAUGAAAGAAGAGCAACGCAGAAAGGCUGAAGUGCUACAGAAGUGCGAAGAGGAACGAACACUGUCUCAAGAAGAGCAACGUAGGAGAGUGAACAACGUUUUCCUGGAUAGACUUCAAAGAAAUAACACUAGUCAACACGGAUAUACAAGAGAGUCAAACACUUGGGCUUAGAGUUGAUCCAAGAAAUGAUGUCAGCAUAAAACUAAGGAAGUGUUUGUUUUAUUCUAAAAGACGGAAUGGAAAAGAAAAUGAUCAAUACUUUACAAUCCUUUCACUUCAAUCAAGAACAAUGUGAUUAUUGUUAUAUUGUCUUCUCAAUAUUUUGUAUAUAUUGGUAAUGUUUACAGUGCACAUCUACAAUCAAUGUGAGGGGCUUUGCUAAUAAUCAUACUAUAUACCUCAGAUGUUCACCUUGUGUCUGCCUUAAAGGAGUUCUGUAGUGAAAGAUAACUUAUCCCCUAUCCAAAAGAUAGGGAAUAAGUUAUAGAUCGCAGGCGAGACCAACCGUUGGGACCCCCCACGUUCUCCUGAACAGGGCCCCGGCAGUCUGCUGUCAGGAAGCGUGCCGACCCCCACGUGGAGCGAUAGCCGACACGCCUAUCCUUUGGCUAAGGGAUAAGUUAUUUUUCACUGCACUUCUCCUUUAAUGUUGAGUUUGUGUGCAUGCUUUUAUUUAUAAUUUCGCCCUUUUCUGUGACAAACUAACGAAAGGCACAGAAGCAGGAUUCAUCAUUAUUGUUCCUGUGCUUCCUUUUAACAGAGAUGUUUUAUGAGCUGUAUCUAUUCAAAAGACCAGUGGUUUUCAAUCAGGGUGCCUACAGCUGUUGCAAUAGUUGCAGAUUGAUCUCUCUCACACCAAGUGAUCGCUCCACCCAUUGAAGCAGACAGGCUCCCUGUCAUCAGCUGACUAGUGAGUCAGGUCUCGGCCGGAUUGCAACCUGGGAAAAAUCUGAGACAACAGUCAUUUUGUAUGCUGUUAAAAAUAAAUAUUGGGGUGAAAAAUCACAUAAGAAUUGUGAGAAAACAGUCACACACAGGUACAGACACUAUAUUAUGAACUACACUAACUUUACAGCCCCUGUAGCAUAGUCAAAUAAAAAAAAAUGGAAUACCCCUUUAAGGACCAGAGCAUUUUUUGCACAUCUGACCACUGUAACUUUAAGCAUUGAUAACUCUGAGAUGCUUUUUCUAAUCAUUCUGAUUCCGAGAUUGUUUUUUCGUGACAUAUUCUACUUUAUGUUAGUGGUAAAUUUUUGUUGAAAGUUGCAUCCUUUCUUGGGGAAAAAUGCCAAAACUUCAUGAAAAAAAUUUGAAAAUUUAGCAUUUUUCUAACUUUGAAGCUCUCUGCUUGUAAGGGAAAUAGACAUUCCAAAUAAAUUAUAUAUUGAUUCACAUAUACAAUAUGUCUACUUUAUGUUGGCAUCAUAAAGUUGACAUGUUUUUUACUUUUGGAAGACAUUAGAGGGCUUCAAAGUUUAGCAGCAAUUUUCAAAUUUUUCACGAAAUUUUCGAAAUCAGAAUUUUUCAGAGACCAUUUUUCAGGCCUUUAUAUUAAAAAUACUCAAUAAAUGACCCCAUUAUAGAAACUGUGACCCUCAAAGUAUCCAAAAUGACAUUCAGAAAGUUUGUUAACCCUUCAGGUGUUUCACAGGAAUAGCAGCAAAAUGAAGGAGAAAAUUCUAAAUCUUCCUUUUUUACUCGCAUGUUCUUGUAGACCCAGUUUUUUUUAUUUUUACAAGGGGUAAUAGGAGACAAAGCCCCCCAAAUUUAUAACCCAAUUAACCCAAUUUCUCUCGAGUAAGGAAAUACCUCAUAUGCUCAGAAGAGAAGGAGUCACAUUUUGGAAAGCAAAUUCUGCUGAAAUGGUUUACGGGGGGCAUGUCACAUUUAGGAAGCCCCUCUGGUGCCAGAACAACGGAAAAAAAAAACACAUGGCAUACUAUUUUGGAAACUACACCCCUCAAGGAACGUAACAAGGGGUACAGUGAGCCUUAACACCCCACAGAUGUUUGAUGACACGUUAAAGUCGGAUGUGUAAAUAAAACAUUUUUUUUUUCACUAAAAUGCAGUUUUUACCCCAAAUUUUUCCUUUUUACAAGGGGCAACAGUAGAAGAAGCCCCCCAAAAUUUGUCACACCAUUUCUUCUGAGUAUGGAAAUACCCCAUGUGUGGAUGUCAAGUGCACUGCGGGCGCACUACAGGGCUCAGAAGAGAAGGAGCGCCAUUGAGCUUUUGAAGAGAGAAUUUGUUUGGAAUGGAAGUGGGGGCCAUGUGCGUUUACAAAGCCCCCAUGGUGCCAGAACAUGUGACCCCAUUUUGGAAACUACACCCCUCACAGAAUUUAAUAAGGGGUGCAGUGAGCAUUUAUACCCCACUGGCAUUUGACAGAUCUUUGG